Messenger RNA from Manis javanica (Malayan pangolin), 3861 nucleotides. The record is from RefSeq and is a predicted model, not a curated record. Lineage: Eukaryota; Metazoa; Chordata; Mammalia; Pholidota; Manidae.
GCGCGGGACUCGGGGGCGGAGGCCGGCCGCGCCGCGCUCCCCACGCUCCCGGCGAGUUCCGCGCGCCGAGCGGCGGCGGCGGCGGGAUGGAGCCUGCGACCGCGCCCCAGCCCGACAUGGCGCCGGCGCUGGCCCCGGAGGAGGAGCAGGCCACCAAGCAGUUUCUUGAAGAGAUUAACAAGUGGACAGUUCAGUACAACGUUUCCCCUCUCUCUUGGAAUGUGGCUGUCAAGUUCCUCAUGGCCCGGAAGUUCGAUGUGGUCCGGGCCAUAGAGUUGUUCCACUCCUACCGAGUACGUGGCUCGGGGGUGGACUGCACCUUUGGCGGUCGGGCUCUUCAUGCCGCUCUUCUCUCUGCUGGGUGCCGUGCGUGCAUUGGUUCUCCGAGUGUUCUCCCCACUCCCAUAAAAAAAAAAGCAAAGAAAAACUGGAUAGUAUCUACGAGCCCUACCUUGAAGUCUGAAAAUUUUUCUGAAGAGAUAAAUGUUCGGGACCCAACAGGGGCUUCCAUCGCCCUCUUCACUGCCAGAUUGCAUCAUCCCCACAAAUCCGUCCAACACGUGGUACUUCAGGCUCUGUUUUACUUGCUAGACAGAGCUGUGGAUAGCUUUGAAACUCAAAGGAAUGGAUUGGUGUUUAUCUAUGACAUGUGUGGCUCUAAUUAUGCCAACUUUGAACUGGAUCUUGGCAAGAAAGUCCUAAACCUUCUGAAGGGAGCAUUUCCAGCUCGUUUGAAGAAAGUGUUGAUUGUGGGAGCGCCCAUAUGGUUCCGAGUGCCCUAUUCCAUCAUCAGCCUCCUGCUGAAGGACAAAGUCCGGGAAAGGAUUCAGAUUUUAAAGACAUCUGAGGUCACACAGCACCUGCCCAGGGAGUGCCUUCCAGAAAAUCUGGGUGGGUACAUCAAAAUUGACCUCGCCACUUGGAAUUUCCAGUUCCUACCACAGAUGAAUGGCCACCCAGAUCCCUUUGAUGAGAUCAUCCUAUUCUCCCUCCCUCCUGCCUUUGACUGGGACUCGGUGCAUGUUCCAGGUCCUCAUGCCAUGACCAUCCAAGAAUUGAUGGACUAUGUUAGCACCAGGCAAAAGCGGGGGAUAUAUGAAGAGUAUGAAGACAUCCGUCGUGAGAGCCCUGUUGGCACUUUCCACUGUUCCAUGUCUCCAGGAAACCUUGAGAAGAACCGCUAUGGGGAUGUACCCUGCCUGGACCAAACUAGAGUGAAGCUUAUAAAACGAAGUGGCCAUACUCAGACGGAUUACAUCAAUGCCAGUUUCAUGGACGGCUACAAGCAGAAGAAUGCUUACAUUGGCACACAAGGCCCUUUAGAGAAUACCUAUGGUGAUUUCUGGCUCAUGGUUUGGGAGCAGAAAGUCUUGGUGAUUGUCAUGACCACCCGCUUUGAGGAGGGCGGCAGAAGAAAGUGUGGCCAAUACUGGCCUUUAGAAAAAGACUGUCGGAUCCGAUUUGGCUUCCUCACAGUGACCAAUCUAGGCGUGGAGAACAUGAACCAUUAUAAGAAAACAACGCUAGAAAUUCACAACACAGAGGAGCGGCAGAAACGCCAGGUGACCCACUUUCAGUUCCUGAGCUGGCCAGAUUAUGGUGUCCCUUCCUCAGCAGCUUCCCUCAUUGACUUCUUGAGAGUGGUCAGGAACCAGCAGAGGCUGGCCGUCAGCAUGGGAGCACGCUCCAGAGGGCAGUGCCCUGAGCCACCCAUUGUGGUCCACUGCAGUGCAGGCAUUGGCAGGACAGGUACCUUCUGCUCACUGGACAUCUGCCUGGCUCAGCUGGAGGAGCUCGGCACCCUUAAUGUGUUCCAGACGGUGUCCCGCAUGAGGACCCAGAGGGCCUUCAGCAUCCAGACCCCAGAGCAGUACUAUUUUUGCUACAAGGCAGUCCUGGAGUUUGCAGAGAGAGAAGGCAUGGUGCCCUCCAGCCACAACCUCCUGGCCAUGGAUAGUCAGUAACUGUCCCACAAGCCUCCUGCCUGCUGGCCAGCCUUCCUUAAACCACCCUGGACACCACUGAGCCUAUAGGCUGCCAUCAGUUCCGCUGAAGCCUUGGACCAGCCUCUUGUUUUUCCCAGUGCAUGCGUGCAUACAAGGCAGCCUUUCCCAUUGGCUAGGUAGAUGUGGUAAAGUCGCCACUAGAAAGGGCCAGCAGCAAUGUGUUCUUAGUUCCUAGCACCUGCUAUCGAACUGUGCCUUAUUAAAACCAAAUUGUGGCUGUCAGUUUUUGCCAGGGGCCCCGAGGUAAGUGGGAAAGAAACUUCCUCCCGCUUUCCCAGUACCAUUCUUCUUUUUGAGGUCUCUUUCCCAUUCUAUCCUUUUGCUAGGAUUUGAUGGGCAGAUUUGGUGAGCAUCCACCUUCCUUCACGAUGAGCGUGACCAAGUUACAUAUUCUGGAGAACGUCCCAAGUGCCAAGCACGGUAUACCUAGGGCGUGUAUUCCAGUCUUCUGUCAUUCUGUGUGUGUGUGUGUGUGUGUGUGUGUGCGCGCACAUGUGCGUGUAUGUGCACUUACGUGUAUGGGUCCAUAUGUACGUGUGUAUAUGAUACAUAUUGUAUGUGGUAAUAUGUUCGUAUUCUAUAAAUACAUAUACACAGAGAUACUCCUUUGUAAAAUUUCCUGGGGCUCCAUGUUACAGUGCUCCUUGGACCCUACUGUUUAUCCUGGGCUAGCUGGGGUUGGGGAUCACGUCUCCUGGCAUCAGACCACAGAGUGGUAGAAGAGGACACACACGUAAUCCACUCUUCUGUGCUCCUGCCACAGGCCCUCAUCCUUACAUAAUGACUUAUCUCUCUCUAGGAUGCUGCCUGUUAGAACCAAGAAUACUGGUUUGUGGUGACAUUGGUUUAAUUCAGCAUGGAUCACCCUUAUCUAACGAUAAUUCUGUUUACUUGUCAAUUUUGGGGAUAGACCUCCACUGUGAUUCCAGGCACUUUCUUUCCUCUCUCUACUUUUUGGAGAUUGGGGUCUGGUAGUAGAAAUAAGCUGGCUGAACAGCCAGUGCCAAAAACAUCGGUACAGAGUCUUAUAAGGAAAGAGAGGGGGCCCAGGUGUAAGAGAGGGGAAACGGCUAUAAGAACCCCUCCCUGGGAGAAUGGGCUGGGGCUCUUUUCUUCUGCUAGAAAGUUCCUUUCCUUAUACAGCUUGGCCCUGUCCAUUCAGAUGCCCAUCUCUUCCAGCCUACUAGACUGCCAGACCUUCGGGCUCAAGCUGGGUGGGUUCUGGGUCAGUAAAAAGUUGAACACUUGGCUGAGGGAGGCAGCCCCCUACAAUCACUGUUCGCACCCUUUUACCCAACUUGUCCGCUCUCUGCUCCUGGCCCACCCAACGUGAUGUGCCAGGGAUGGAAUUAAGAGUCCCAGCAUUUCACAUUCCCAAGAAAACCACAGGAACCCAUAGACCUUCCCCCACUGCAGAUGAGGUUGGCAGCUGAUCAGACCUCAAUAAUUUUAUACUGUAAUAAGCUCUUUGAAUGUAUAUAUUCUUAUUUUUACAAUCUUUUCAUUUUGUAUUUAACAUCAAUGGACUGAGUCAGAUUCAGAAAAUAACUGUAAAUGUUCAUAUUCAAUAUCUUAUAGCGGUACAGUUUUGUAUUUACAUCUAAAUAUACCGACAUGAUCAAACCCUUUUAGCUUCAUCAAUUUAGUAGCAGUAUGGGGCUGGGAAGGUGAGGAGGGGGUGUCCAAGAGCUGGUCUGGGAGGGAUGGGGAGGCAAGGAGGGACCCAAGGCCUCAGUAUCUGAGACUGUCAGUUCUGAGAGCCACCCACCUAGUCCAUAAGUCAUGGCCCUAAUGCUGGGCAAAUAAAGGAAACCCCAGCACCAGUUGAGUGCUUGAGGGUGCCAGCUAUGCUUGA